Messenger RNA from Kwoniella botswanensis, 1119 nucleotides. RefSeq lists its product as uncharacterized. NCBI's taxonomy places the organism in Eukaryota, Fungi, Basidiomycota, Tremellomycetes, Tremellales, Cryptococcaceae. Bases 1 to 1119 code for a protein of 372 amino acids. The record is from RefSeq and is a predicted model, not a curated record. The transcript has 5 exons.
AUGAGCAAUACACCUCAAGCUGAACUCUGGAUCAGUGCUGCUUCUCCCCUACUUACCUACUCUCCUUCCAAAGGGGAAACUAGUGGAAGCUCAUGGACCCAACUUUCAGAUGGAAGUAAACAAUGUUUGGGGCAAGAACAAUUCUCCAUUGAAUUACCAGAGUUCUAUUUCACAAAUAUAGCUUUCAUUCAUGUUCCAACUGCAGCUUAUCAAAUUACAAUUGGUCUGGGUGGAUCUUCAGAUAAGAGGUCUGGAAAAUCAGGCAUGGUUAGCUUGUCUAUCACAUUUGGGACCCAUUCUGCAAAAUUAGAAUGUCAAGCAGAAACCCCAGAGACUUUCACAUUUUAUGGUGUCCAAGUGCAAACACAAGUAGUAGUAUCUGGGAGUGCAAGUAACAACACAAUUGAUGAUGCUUCCUCACAGAUCAAGUAUAAUGGCUUUCAAUCUACCCCUGCUUCAAAAUCUGAUGUAUCUGCCCUUCAAAAUGGUAAUUUCUAUGAGAGGACAGUUAGCUACACAUCUUCUGGAGGUGCAUCUGCCUUGUUUGCCUGUCAAGGCAGUGCUUUUUAUAUCAUGGGAAUGACUGGGCCUGGUUUUGGUUCUUAUCAAGUAUCAGUGGACUCCAAAGUAGUUGGAACAUAUAAUGCCUCUACUACUAUAGAGACUUACAACACCCUUCUGUACUUCACAACUUACUUAGAUCCAUCACAAGUACACCAGAUAUCCAUCAUCAAUCAGUAUGAUGGCUUGUUGUUUGCUUUGGAUUAUGUGAUAUGUGUCACAUCAGGAUCACCAGGAAAUCAAAGCAGUCCUACAGCCACAGCUACUGCCUCAAAUUCAGGUGCAACAGCAGUGUUUCCUAGUCAAGGUACAAGCACAAAUUCAAGCACCAGUGAAGAUAGUGGUGGAGCUGUGAUUGGAGGUGUUUUAGGGACAUUGGGAGGAUUGUUCUUGCUAUGGGUUCUAUGGAGAUACAAACAAUGGAAAAAAGCAGGAGGAGAUGGUUCUUUCAUGGCUGCUUUAUGUGGUGGUAUGAGAAUGAAGAAAGAAUCUAAGAAAGAGGAAAAUAAAUUCCAUCUUUGGCCAAUGGUCUGGUCAAGGCCUAAGUAUUCCACAUAA